AUGAAGGUCGAGAUUGCCAUCGACCCCAACGCGCUCCAGACCCUCGCUUCGCGCGUCGCGCCCGCCCCGGCCGCCGCCAACACCCGCGCACCCAAGGCUGCCGCCGGCGCCGCCCGUGGUGGCCGUGCUCCCCGCACUGGCGGUGCCCCUCGCGCACCCCGCGCUCCCCGUCCGGCCAAGAAGACCGCCGAGGACCUGGACGCCGAGAUGGCCAACUACAAGGCCUCGUCCACCGCCUGA
Molecule: messenger RNA, 240 nt
Organism: Apiotrichum porosum
Lineage: Eukaryota; Fungi; Basidiomycota; Tremellomycetes; Trichosporonales; Trichosporonaceae
Exons: 1
Coding region: 1-240 (79 amino acids)
Source: RefSeq, a predicted model, not a curated record